This is a messenger RNA of Camelus dromedarius (Arabian camel), 1764 nucleotides long. It is a transcript of the gene PLA2G3, whose product is annotated as phospholipase A2 group III. Lineage: Eukaryota; Metazoa; Chordata; Mammalia; Artiodactyla; Camelidae. The coding region runs from base 1 to 1527 and encodes 508 amino acids. The transcript is spliced from 7 exons. Gene Ontology annotation, biological process: arachidonate secretion; phospholipid metabolic process. The record is from RefSeq and is a predicted model, not a curated record. Gene Ontology annotation, molecular function: A2-type glycerophospholipase activity.
AUGGGGGUUCUGGUGGUGCUGUUGGAGGUGCUGAGCUUCCUGGGGGUGGCUCUGGGGAGCCUCCCUGCCCUCCACUGGGACAGCACCUCCUGCCACUUGGCCAACCCCAUCUCCGGCAGCCCCUUGGGGUCCCUUAGCUUCCUGGGUAAGAAUGCACAGGGCCUGGCCCUGUUCCAUGCCCGCUGGGAUGGGCACGGGAAGCUGCAGGUGUGCAGCCAGGAGGAUGAGCCAGAGCUCACUGCAGCCUUCAGUGCCCUUUGUGCUGAUGAGAUCACUCGGGGCUCCUUCAUCCACACCCCUGGACCUGAGCUGCAGAGAGCCCUGGCCAGCCUUCAGAGUCAGUGGGAGGCCUGCAGAGGGUCUGCCAAGAGUCCAGCAGGGGCCAGAGAGAAGCGAGCAGCAGGGCAGAGUGGCACAUCUGGCAUAGGGCACCAGCGGGUGAAGAGGGGCUGGACCAUGCCUGGCACACUUUGGUGUGGAGUCGGGGACUCCGCCGGGAACUCAUCGGAACUGGGGGUCUUCCAGGGCCCAGAUCUCUGCUGCCGGGAACAUGACCACUGCCCACAGAACGUCUCGCCCUUCCAGUACAACUAUGGCAUCCGAAACUACCGAUUCCACACUGUCUCCCACUGUGACUGUGAUGCCAGAUUCCAGCAGUGCCUGCAGAACCAGCAGGACUCCAUCUCCGACAUCGUGGGCAUGGCCUUCUUCAACGUGCUGGCGAUCCCUUGCUUCGUGCUGGAGGAGCAGGAGGCCUGUGUGGCGUGGUACUGGUGGGGCGGGUGUAGAACGUAUGGCUCUGUACCUCUCGCUCGCCUCCAGCCCAGUACCAUCUACAAUGCCUCCUGGAGCUCCUCUACCACCCCCUUGACCCCCAGCACCCAGAACCCAGCCCCCAGCAAGCCUCGGCGGAUGCAGCGGGAAGAGUCCAAGCACCCCAGCAAAGCCAACACCACAGCCCUUCAGGCCCCUGUGACCUCGCAUGGGCCUGAUAUGGCACCUAUGGCCCAGCUGAAGGUCACACAUACAGGCCUCCAGGAAACAUGGCAGGGCCUAAAACCUCAGGGUGCCCGCCAGGCCUGCCGUGGCUUCCGCUGUUUGGACCAGUGUGAGCAUCAGAUCGGGCCCCAGGAGACCAAAUUCCAGCUGUUCAAUAGUGCCCAUGAACCCCUCUUCCACUGCAACUGCACAUGCCGCCUGGCACGCUUCCUGAGUCUCCACAGCCCACCUGCAGGUGCCAGUGUGCUUUGGGAGCUGCUGGGCAUGACUUGUUUCAAGCUGGUCCUGCCACCCGACUGUGCUGAGGGCAAAGGCUGUUCCAGGGACCUUAGGGCCAUCAAGGUGUCAACUCGGCACUUGCAGCGACUUCAGCAGAGGCGGGUUCAGCUCCAGGGUACAGGCACAGACAACGGGCAGGCAUGGCCUUCAGAGCACCCAAGGGCCCCUGUGUCAUUCCAUGACCGGUGCCUGCAGCUGACCCAGGCAGCCGGAGGAUCUGAGGGGCAGCUCAAAUCCCAGAACCAGUGACCUCAGUUCCAGCUCUCCUGGGUCCCAGACUGGACCUCACCUCUGGGUUUGCCAGGCCCUGGAGGUCUCGACCUCUCCAUGUGUUAGACUGAAGCAUGGCGUGGACUCUUGUGAACAGUCAGGAAGCUGUAUGGAGAGGGUAGGGGACCAAGGUCCAAAUGCUGGACCACAUUUCCUGCUCUGCUGGGUGAUCUUGGGCUGGUGAUGUAACCUCUCUGUGCUUGGAUAUGGUAUUCA